This is a messenger RNA of Bicyclus anynana (squinting bush brown), 3279 nucleotides long. RefSeq names its product carbonic anhydrase-related protein 10 (gene CARPA). The transcript is spliced from 12 exons. Gene Ontology annotation, molecular function: zinc ion binding; carbonate dehydratase activity. NCBI's taxonomy places the organism in Eukaryota, Metazoa, Arthropoda, Insecta, Lepidoptera, Nymphalidae. The record is from RefSeq and is a predicted model, not a curated record. Bases 243 to 1313 code for a protein of 356 amino acids.
GUCGUGAAAUUCAGUCAGUUGACCGCGAUCUUUCGCGAGAGAGGACGUCCCUUGGGAACAGUUUGUUCGGGUUGUGAAAAUUUACGGAAAACUUUUCGCUCACUCAAAAAUAUUUAACGAGAGUUGUAAGUGUGAUAUAGGUUUUAUAUUGUGUGUUGAAUGUUGGUGGGCGGUGUAUGAAAAUAUUUUAAAUGAUAUAACGAGCCAGAUGUCGCUAGCGGCGUGACCCCGGCGUCACCACGAUGCACCAAUGUCUGCUCGCAGUCACGCUUCUGUGUAUCGCUGUCAAAGAUAUAUCAGGUAGCUGGGAAGAAUGGUGGACCUACGAUGGAAUAUCAGGUCCAGGAUUCUGGGGGCUCAUAAACCCGCAAUGGAGCAUGUGCAACAAGGGGCGGCGCCAGAGCCCCGUCAACAUAGAGCCCGACAAGUUACUCUUCGACCCCUGGCUGAGGGACAUACAGUUCGACAAACAUAAGGUCAGUGGUGUACUCCAGAACACCGGCCAGUCCCUGGUCUUCAGGGUGGAGAAGGACAGCAAGCACCAGGUCAACAUCAGUGGAGGGCCACUCUCCUACCGGUACCAGUUCGAAGAGAUCUACUUCCACUAUGGACUCGAUGACAACAAGGGCUCUGAACAUCAGAUCGACCAUCAUACGUUUCCAGGAGAAAUCCAGUUAUACGGUUUCAACAAGGAAUUGUACCACAACAUGUCGGAGGCUCAACACAAGUCGCAAGGAGUUGUUGGCAUUUCACUAAUGGUUCAGAUUGGCGAGCCGACGAACAAGGAGCUGAGACUUAUAACAAGCGCUUUUAACAAAGUCACAUUUAGAGGUAGCUCCUACCCCAUCAAGCACCUACCCCUGAGCUCGCUACUACCCAACACGCAACAAUACCUCACCUACGAAGGCUCCACUACCCACCCUGGCUGCUGGGAGACAGCCGUGUGGAUCAUAUUCAACAAACCGAUCUACAUUUCUAAGCAAGAAAUGUACGCCAUCCGUCGCCUCAUGCAGGGGUCCCAGCUGACCCCAAAAGCGCCGCUCGGUAACAACGCCAGGCCGGUACAGCCGCUGCACCAUCGGACGGUUCGGACUAACAUCAACUUCAACAAGCAGGGAAUGCCGGUAUCAAGCAACUGUCCGGAUAUGUACAGAAACAUGCAUUACACAGCACGUUACGCCCGAAAAUCACGUUCCAAAAAAAGUAUUGCAUGCAAACGCAAGAGAAAACUCACUGUUACACCAAAGAAAGCAUGUUAUAAUAAUAGCUACGCAGUGGCCGAGAGAACACAGUAUGAGGUACAGAAGCGCUGAGGACUUGGCUAUGCUUUCGCUCAACUGAAUUAGCUUGUUAAAAUUAAUUAUAAGUGUAAGUUAAUUACGUACAUUAAUUAUUAUAGAAAGUUAAUACUGAUCCAAUUAAGCUAAACUCAGAUAGUGAUAUUUUUUCCGUAUUGUUUGAUGAACUCGUACGCGAUUGACGCAACGCGCCGCGACAGUCGCGCGCUUCUAUAAUAUACGGUACAAUGGCAUGUCUGUGACGUCGCGAUCAACGCACCAUCGAAGUUUGCAAUAAUAAAUGGUGGUCCAAUGCAUUUUGUAUUCAUAACAGGAGUAGUAAUUACUCUAUAUUUUAUUAUCUUAGUAUGAUUUUAUUAAUAUAUUUUUUAUUGUGUGGUAAAUUAUUUUCUGUGUCAAUUGUUAUAUGUAUUAUAUUGUUUACAAGUAUCGUAUAUCAAGUAUUUAAUAUAGGGUUUUAUUCAAUUUCUAUAUGGAAAAUAUAUCACGGUCUGAUAUAACCCCAAACUCUCAUCGACACAUUUUGUAUUCCACAGAUUAUUCUAUAUAGUAAUUCAAGUUAGAAUACAAAGUUUGCCGACAUUAGUUCUGGUUAGUAUUGUGAAAUGAGUUAUCCGAUCCCUAUCUAUUGUUAAUACUCAAUAAAUAAUAUAGAUGCGAUGCAAGAUCCAUAUAAAAUUAUAGACAUUUUGGAUGCCUGUUUACAAAAAUUACUCAAUAAAAUUGCUUUUUAGGUAAACGUCAAUUGUAUAGACUAUAGACAAUAUAAAAUCUUCCCCAAACAUUAAUUAAUAUGUUUAAAAAUAUUAGAGAAUUAUGUAAAAAAGAGAGUAUUAUUAAAAAUUGGCAAUUAGGAGAAUAGAAUUUAUAUUAUUAAUAAUGAAGCUUCGAAUAUGACGUAAAAAAAUCUUCGCUAAAAUUUAAUGUGUAACAUGUAUAAAUUGUAACGUUAAUAAAAAAAUAUGUGUAAAUAAAAUGUAUAAAGUGUAAUAAAAUAGUUGAAAGUUAUCGUCAUUCGUCCACAACUUCGAGUGUAACUAUCGCAAAUAGAUUAAAAAUUAAGCCAUAUAAAUAAAAGACGAAGCUUCUUAUUAUAUUUGUUUAUAGAAAUUACAAUACUAUAGGGCCCGCGCAAUCAACGCCGGCGUUCCGAGUUCUGCGUUAAGCCACUAUUUGUGUUCCGUGUAACUUUAAAGUGUCACGCAGAUAGACAGUGCGCUCUGACAGCUUGCUAUCUGCUUUAACGUUUGUAACUUUUCUUAAGAAUAUACAGAACGCAGAACUCUUUUUUAUCUGCGAGAGCUCUAAAGAGUUCAUGUUUAUUGAGUUCUGUGUGUUUGCGUCACUUUACAAUGUAGCAUUACGCAGAUGUUAGACAGCGUGGUAUGAUUCUAAUUGCAUCAUACCUGCGCUGAGCUUUAAAUUAACAAUGGUUACAAGGAACGCAAAACGCAGAACGCAAAACGCAGAACGCAUAACACAGAACUCAGGACAGCUGAACUCGUUCAGUCUGCGUAGGUUAUUUUUGUUAUGUGCUGACGCGAUAAUAUAACAUAGAAGUACAACUAUACGUAAAAAUGUAAAAGUACAUAUAGCACGUAGUUUUCCUAUGUUUAUAUUCUGUCAAUUGUUCGAACAAUUAUUAUUAUAAAAUAGGCAAACAUUGUAUACAAAAGAAGCUUAUGAAUAGAUUGGUAUGUAAACUUAGAUUACAUUGUUAUUAAUAUAUUGAUAUGUAAUUAUUGUAACUUACAUAAAUAUACUGUUUAUAUCAAAACUCCGGUUAAUGAAGAAUUAAAAUUUUGAUUUGUAAAAGUUACAGCAUAGGUAUCUAAAAUGCUUUAAUAUAUGAUGCCAUAGUUUAAUUUGUAAUGUAAUGAAUUGUAGUAAAAUUAACUGUAAUGUACCUAUGGAAUUUCAAGUUGUAGAAUUUAGAUGCUGUGUUGUCAACGUAUGUUAUGAUAAUAAAAUAUAUAACAAA